AUGGGGGAUGUGAAUCAGUCAGUGGCCUCUGACUUCAUCCUGGUGGGCCUCUUCAGUCACUCAGGGUCUGGUCAGCUCCUCUUCUCCCUGGUGUCCACCAUGGUUAUCAUGGGUCUUCUGGGCAACAUGACUCUGCUUUUCUUGAUGCACAGGGACUCCCGGCUCCACACACCCAUGUACUUUCUGCUCAGCCAGCUCUCUCUGUUUGACGUUGGCUUCCCUCUGGUCACCAUACCCAAGAUGGCAUCAGAUUUUCUGCAGGGAGAAGGCUCCAUCUCCUUCGGGGGUUGUGCUGCUCAAAUAUUCUUCCUGACGCUGAUGGGUGUGGCUGAGGGUGUCCUCUUGGCCCUCAUGUCCUAUGACCGUUACGUAGCUGUGUGCCACCCUCUGCGGUACCCUGUGCUCAUGAGACACCAGGUGUGCCUGCUCAUGGUGGGCUCCUCCUGGCUGGCAGGUGUGCUCAAUGCCUCCGUCCAGACCUCCCUCACCCUGAGCUUCCCGUACUGUGCGUCUCACAUCGUGGACCACUUCUUCUGUGAGGUGCCAGCCCUGCUGAAGCUCUCCUGUGCAGAUACCUCUGCCUACGAGUUGGCGCUGUCCGCCUCGGGGGUGCUGAUCCUCGUGCUCCCCCUUUCCCUCAUUGCCACGUCUUACGGCCUCGUGUUCAGGGCCGUUCUAUGCAUGCGCUCAGAGGAAGCCCGAAACAAGGCCUUCGCCACAUGCUCCUCACACAUCACUGUAGUGGGACUCUUUUAUGGCACAGCCGUGUUCAUGUACAUGGUGCCUGGUGCCUACCACAGUCCACACCUGGACAAUGUCAUCUCCCUCUUCUACAGCGUUGUCACCCCCACACUCAACCCCCUCAUCUACAGUCUGAGGAACAGGGAGGUGCAGAUGGCUUUAGUCAAAAUGGUCAACAGAGUUGGGCUCAGGCCAAAGUGA
Messenger RNA from Galeopterus variegatus (Sunda flying lemur), 942 nucleotides. RefSeq names its product olfactory receptor 2Z1. Bases 1 to 942 code for a protein of 313 amino acids. Gene Ontology annotation, molecular function: olfactory receptor activity; G protein-coupled receptor activity. Gene Ontology annotation, cellular component: membrane. The transcript has a single exon. Lineage: Eukaryota; Metazoa; Chordata; Mammalia; Dermoptera; Cynocephalidae. Gene Ontology annotation, biological process: G protein-coupled receptor signaling pathway. The record is from RefSeq and is a predicted model, not a curated record.